AUGCCAAGGAACAGAUAUAUAUGUCGUUGGAAAACCUGUCGACAAUUAUUUGAUAAUGUCGAAUCUUUAUUUGAACAUUUAUCUGAUGACCAUGUAGGACGUCGAUCUACUAAUAAUUUAUGUUUGACUUGUUACUGGAACGAAUGUGGUGCCACUGCUGCUAAACGAGACCAUCUUACAAGUCAUCUCAAAGUACAUCUUCCUUUCAAACCUCAUAUCUGUGUGCAAUGUAGAAAACCUUUUAAACGACCUCAAGAUCUAAAAAAACAUGAAAAAACUCAUACUAUUGAGCAUCAAGGUAUCCUCCUAUUUUUAUUUUAUUGGAAAUCUCUUGGCACUAAACAUUAUUUAUCCUUAUCUAGCUUCGUUGAUCAGUAA
Messenger RNA from Halteromyces radiatus, 378 nucleotides. RefSeq lists its product as uncharacterized. Gene Ontology annotation, biological process: positive regulation of transcription by RNA polymerase II. Gene Ontology annotation, cellular component: nucleus. The record is from RefSeq and is a predicted model, not a curated record. The coding region runs from base 1 to 378 and encodes 125 amino acids. Lineage: Eukaryota; Fungi; Mucoromycota; Mucoromycetes; Mucorales; Cunninghamellaceae. The transcript has 3 exons.